AGGGAAAAAAUUCCAAAAUUUGUGACACUCAUUAUGAUUUGUGGGGAUCAUUGGGAUGUGAUCUGCAAGAGUUACCGGGAUAUGAUUUGCAAGAAUUACCAGGAUAUGAUUUGCAAGAGUUGCCGGGAUAUGAUUUGCAAGAAUUACCACGAUAUAAAAUGAAAUGCGUAUUGAGUGGUAUUGAGGAUUAA
This is a messenger RNA of Loa loa (African eye worm), 191 nucleotides long. RefSeq lists its product as hypothetical. The record is from RefSeq and is a predicted model, not a curated record. NCBI's taxonomy places the organism in Eukaryota, Metazoa, Nematoda, Chromadorea, Rhabditida, Onchocercidae. The annotation marks the transcript as partial. The transcript has a single exon.